AGAAAUUCAUUUCUUUCCCCUGGCCUAAUGCUAUAAUGUCCAGUAAUAUAAAAGCUGAAUUAGAGAAAAAGAAAGCAAGGCUAGCAGCUCUUCAACGGGACCGAGAUGACAGGAGGAGGAGGAAACAGGAACAAGAGACUGCCAGAGCAGCUGAAGCUGGCGUUCCACCAGCUGGAAGCCAGAGACCUGGGGAAAUGGACAUCAACAAACUUAUUCAAGAUGUGGGAUUACCUCCUAUUCCCAGCACAGGUGAUGGAGACUCAGUAACUUCAAUAUCAACCAGCUCAGAUCGCAGUGCAUCAAAUACCCCUGAUACCAGUUUAACAACUUCUGCCACUUCUCUUCCUUCACAUCCUCCCAUCAGAAAAGUGGAGCUGAAGAUUGUUCAAGUGAAUGAAACCCACAUCCCACCUGAAGAGCAUGUGUCAUAUGAUAAAGAGACCCAGACUACAUCAACUGGAGAUUCUCAUGAGCGUCGUGGAGUGGAUUAUUAUGUCUUGACUUAUGACGAUUUGGGUGAUGGAGAGGAGGAUUCCCUACCACACAUUCAUAGUGCUCCUGUAUUCCAAAGCAAACUCCCACCUGGGGUACUCCAUCCAGGGAUGCCUCAGGUCCAAGCUGUUCUUCCACCUUCAGUUGAGGCCGAGGAUACUUCUAAGAACCAAGAGGCAAAACCUCAACGUCAAGAACUGAGUGAAGAAGAGAAGCAGACACUCAUGAUGACUGAAGAGUUUUUGGGAUUCUUUGAUCGAGCAACUCGUCGCAUUGAACGUGCCUUGAAUGAGGAUUCAGACAUCCUUGUUGAUUACUCAGCUGAUUUAGAUGCAGAUGCCAAUGGUGAAGAGAAGAGUGGACAGAGGUUGGUGUUGAACCGAUGGUUUGAAGAUGAGCGGUGGUCAAGGAAUCGAGUGGUCACUUCUGUGGAUUGGUGCCCACAAUAUCCAGAGCUUCUGGUUGCCAGUUACAACAAUAAUGUGGCCAGUCCACAUGAUCCAGAUGGUGUGGCUCUUGUGUGGAACACUCGCUUCAAGAAACACACUCCUGAGUACAUCUUCCACUGUCAAUCUCCAGUCAUGACUGUCUCCUUUGCCAAGUUCCAUCCUAACUUGAUCCUUGGAGGAACUUAUUCAGGACAGUUGGUGCUUUGGGAUAAUAGAGUCCAUAAACGAACACCAGUUCAAAGGAGUCCACUAUCGGCUGGGGCACACACUGCAAGUGUCUCUUUUCUUCAUCCUGAAGACUCCCAAGGAACUGGAAGCCUGAUGAUAUUGUCAUUUUUGCAGCAUCCAGUAUACAGCCUGACAGUUGUAGGGACAGCACAUGCACAUGCUGUGGUCAGUGCCAGUAAUGCUGGUCGCCUCUGUGCUUGGAGCCUGGACAUGCUGGCAGCUCCUCAAGAAUCCUUAGACCUGGUGUAUAAGCAAAGACCUGUCCCUGCUACAUGUCUCUCAUUCCUUCCUAAUGACUCUAAUAACUUUGUUCUCGGAUCCGAGGAUGCUUGCGUCUAUUAUGCAUGUCGUCAUGGGAACAAGGCUGGAGUACUGGAAGCAUUUGAGGGUCAUCGAGGACCAGUCACUGGGAUUGACACUCAUCGUGCUUAUGGACCCAUUGAAUUCUCUCAUCUCUUCCUGUCCUCCUCCUUUGACUGGACUGUCAAACUCUGGAGUGCAAAAGAAAGAAAACCUCUGCAUUCAUUUGAAGAUAAUGGUGAUUACAUCUAUGAUGUUGCAUGGUCCCCAAUUCAUCCAUCUGUUUUUGCAGCUGUCGAUGGGAAUGGUCGCUUGGAUAUCUGGAAUCUGAAUGUUGACAUUGAGGUCCCAACUGCAUCAGUGGUUGUGGAGGAAGGUGUUGCUCUGAAUCGUGUGUCAUGGACACAGUCUGGUCAACACAUAUGUGUCGGGGAUGAAAAUGGUCGUAUUUGGGUCUAUGACCUGAGUGAGGUGCUGGCUGUCCCAAAGGCAGAUGAUUGGAGCAACAUGAUGCAUACUCUUCAUGAGAUGAAGACCAAUCAAUUGGAAGAUGUGGAGAUCUCUCCUCCUCCUACCUCUCUUCCUAUGUCUUCUCCCAUGUCAUCUCUCAAGUUGUGAUCACUCCUCGCUCUCCUUUCAUCAACAUCUAUGUUGUUUUAUCUCUUAUUUCAGGCAGCAUUUUUUUAAAUACAUAUUGUAUUUUGAAAGUUUUUUCAUCACCUCUGCCUGCAAGUUCUAAGCCCUAUUAUCAUAAUGAGAAAAUGAAAUAGAUAACUACAGCC
Molecule: messenger RNA, 2251 nt
Organism: Darwinula stevensoni
Lineage: Eukaryota; Metazoa; Arthropoda; Ostracoda; Podocopida; Darwinulidae
Source: the annotation of a GenBank genome assembly